Molecule: messenger RNA, 729 nt
Organism: Solanum lycopersicum (tomato)
Lineage: Eukaryota; Viridiplantae; Streptophyta; Magnoliopsida; Solanales; Solanaceae
Source: RefSeq, a predicted model, not a curated record
AUGGAGAAACCAUGCAAGUCAUCAAAGAAGAAAAUUACAAUCUUGAAAUUACUACCAAAAGCAGCUGCUGCAGCUGCUUUUAUACUACAAAAUGCACAUGCACCUUUUAGUCCAAGUAGAGAAAAAAGAUUAGAACAUCAUCACAAAAAUCACCACCAUAAAGGAUUUACAGGCCCAAUAAUACCAGUAAUUCCGGCCCAUCAAGUUUCGGGUCGAAAAUCCGAGCCCGGUUCGCCUAAAAUAUCAUGCAUGGGGCAAAUCAAGCAAAAUAAAGAGAAGACGUUGAAUCUUAUGAGAAGUAGCGAAAAUACUAGCCCUGGUAAAAAUCAACGAAAAAACAUUACAAGGAAAUCGAUGUCUAAUUUUGGUAGUAUGUUUGGUGGCAAAUCAAAAUUGAUAUCAGGGCGAAAAUCAGAUGUUACAACUGAGAAUAUUGUUUGUAAACUUCCUGAUAGAGCACCUUGUUUGAGUCAAAUGCAACGAUUCGCUAGUGGUAGGGAACCGUUGACCAAUUUUGACUGGAGGUCGAUACAAAUUACACCUCAAGAUGAACGUAAGUAUUAUACAGACGAUGAUGAUGACGAUGAUGACGACGAAAUUAGUCCUUUUUCUGGUCCAAUAUUAUUAGGUAGAAGUAGAACAACUAUAUGUUUGGAGCCAAGGAAGGAAAUUAAUUUAUGGAAAAGGAGAACUAUGGUCCAACCUAAGCCUCUUCAAUUGCAAUAUUAG